Messenger RNA from Diabrotica balteata, 1059 nucleotides. The record is from the annotation of a GenBank genome assembly. Lineage: Eukaryota; Metazoa; Arthropoda; Insecta; Coleoptera; Chrysomelidae.
AUGAACAAGCUCCAAGAAAAUCGUGAUAUUUCGCCCCAAGAAUUUGUGGACCAGCUGUUAAAUGAGGGUUCCAUGAUACCAUGUGAUAACACAAAUGAAUCAUUUAAUCAACAGGGCGAUGCGGUUCCUCCUUAUUUUGAUAAGCGGCUGUUUAAAAUAGGACAGAAGCUAUAUCAAAAACAUAUGUACGCCAUGGAUGUGAUGCAUUGCUUUGGAGUUAUGUUGUUAUAUUCAAUCAAGUCUGCUUUUGACGUAGCAAUUUCUGCAGCAGGUCCCGAUGCUACUGUAUAUGAUCUCUUUAUACGACAAAUGAAUACCAAUAAGAAUCUUCAGCUAUUCUAUGAUGCGGAUUUUGAACCAGGAUCUAGAGAAUGGAAAGCAAUAACCAAGACGAAACUCAGACACAACGCCGUUAGUAAAGGCAGUAUAAAACAGGGUUUUAAUGCUUUAACUCAAAAAGAAAUGGUCCUUGGACAGUGGUUUAUUGCUGGAUUUAAUUUGGUAAGAGGCGAGAUGGCUGGUAUACAUAAUGUUUCAGAAGAAGAAUGGCUAGGAUUUCAUCAUUAUUGGAGGGUAAUCGGCUUCUUAAUAGGAAUUGAGGAACGCUUCAAUGUGUGCAGUGUCCCAAUAGAUACUACAAGAAAAAUAUCCGAAAUAUUACUGGCACAAGUGUUUAAUCCCGAGAUGACAAAGAGGACCCCAGAAUAUUUAAUGGUUACUAAAAUAACUGGUUAUUGUUGGGCACCAAUAUUACCAGACCUAGAAGCAAAAUCCGCUGCCAACUACACUUUUAACUUGACCAAACCAAAAAAUGGUUCGAAAUUUCCACAGCCCAAUUUUAUGGAAAUGAACUGGUUUUCAAGGAUGUAUUACUACUACUUUAUGUUUGUUUUAUUGUACCUGUUAAAAUGGGAUUUUUUCAGAGCUGUAAGGAACUUUAUACACAGAGCUAAUUUUUAUUUGAUCAAAAAUUUUCCCAUCGUUCCUAGAAUCCAGUGUGAAAUCUCACAAUAUUUACACUUCGAUAAAAAUGCAGAGAAGCGAUAUGGGUUAAACUGA